ACAUAAAUUUGACCAAAAGGGCACUUGGGGGCAAGGAACAAAAGGGGCAGGUGCUCAAGCACCCCUUGACCCCCCCUCUGCACAUACUUGGCAUGGUGACUAUGCAACAUUACCUGAAUCCUGAGUGUGAGUGUUUCUAAUUGGUCAGUUAUUCCUGGAAUAUUAUUCCACAUUUGUGUGGAUCAGCUGGUAGGAAGUGGGGAGUUGCGAGUUGACAGAGUGAUCUGGAUGGUGGCAGGCAGCGGCAAACAACGAAACGUGCUGCAAACGCAUGAGUGAUCCAAACUCCAAAACACACAUAUGUAAACCAGCAAAUCAACAGAAAAACAAACAAAAAAAAAAGACUGCAGUCCCAGGAAACAAGAGCAAGGGAGAAAAUGCUGUGAUUAGCAGAAAUGGCUGACAUGAAAUGCUGCAAGCUCUUUCUGUAAAACAGAAGAGCUCUUGACCACUAGUGGGAGUCAACCAACAAAUCACCUGGGGUCAGACUCUCAGUAAAGAUAGAAAAGGUAUUAUUGAAAUGCAAUCUUUUACAAUACAUUACAGCAGUACAUUUAUGUAAAUAACAAUAGCUAUUCUAGACUCUCACUAGUUGUACUGGGGUCUGCAGUUUUUCAUGUUUGCAUUUGUUAAAGCCAUUUGCCCCAUUUUUCCUUUUCUUUUAUUUCCUGUGGUUGCAGUGUUUUUCUGUUCUAUUUGUGUUUGUGUGUUUUGGAGUUUUCAUCAUCCAUGUGUGUGCAGCAGCACGUUCGGCCGUUUGCUGAGUGUUUGCUCCUGUCGGCCACCAUAGCUCUGAGUUUAUUUAUAAAGAUCACAUUCUGGUUAAUAUAUAACCUGGAAAUGAUCAUAAAAUGUGUUUUUAAUCCAGGUUAUAUUGCAAAGCACAAUCAGUUAUGUUUUUGUAACUUAAAAUCUUUAGCUCCUCUGAAUCGGUGCAGUUUCUUUCACUUUAGUUGCACAGUUCCACCUGACAUUGUUUACUACCUUAGUCAACGUUUCUCUUCUGUAAGGCAAACAGCCUUGCAGACUGACAUCCUGGACGUGGACUAUGUGUGUGUUCCAGACCUGUCUGCCCGGGUGGAUGCAGUGAAGGAGGAGAACCUGAAGCUGAAGUCGGAGAACCAGGUUCUGGGCCAGUACAUCGAGAAUCUCAUGUCUGCCUCUAGUGUCUUCCAGACGACCGACACCAAGAGUAAACGGAAGUAGGCAGAACCUCUGACAUCACAGGGCCCAGUCGGACCCGGAAAGGUCGCAGUGUCUGGCCUCAUGGACUCUUUAAUAGCAUCUUGUCUGGGACAUAAUGCCAAGCCUGAAUGUAAAUAUUGGUAUUUAUCUUCACUUGACCACUAGGGGGCAGUGUUGCUUUGUUUAGAUAGGUUUUGGAGACGUCAGAUACAUAAGCUGGUUAGAAGGAGGAGGAGUCAGCCAGAGGAUCAGCAGGGGAUUGGAUGAAUCAUGUUAUGAUGUAAUGAGCUGUUUCAUUUCUCAGCAUAUUAGUUUACUUGACUUUUUUUUCCUAAAAUAGAUUUCAAAACGGAGUUUGAUUAAUUUACACAAUUAUGCUAACUUUUCUUUUCGAACACAGGUGGAAUUUAGGAAAUCCAAUUUAUUUUUAAUACCUGAAGCACUCACACUGUAAAUACUGUGUUAUAAACAAGAUACAUGACAUCACUCAGGUAAACUACACAUUUGCUACAUAAUUUAGUUAACAAAGCAGAAAAAAGAGAGGAUAAAAAUAAACCCGUUAUCUCCAUGAUUUCAAAAAUCUGCAGUUCAUCUCGAGAAAGACGUAGGGCUGCAACUAAUGGUUAUUUUAGUAAUCGAUUAAUCAAUUAUUCUGAUGAUUAAUCAGACAAAAAAAUUGGCACAUUCUACAAAUUUUUCCUUUAAUCAUGUAAGCCUUUUUAUACAUUAAGACAAUUAAUUUAAAAAUAAUUAAAAAUAAUUUUAUUGCCAAAGAUGCAGCACAGUAGCAUACAGCAUGUUUUAAUAGCCAUAUUAACUUUUUUUGAGUCUAUAGCUUCUAGUUAAUGAUUAGUCGACAAUUAUUUAAUAACGAUCACAAUCACUCCAAUUAAUCGUUUGAGUCCUAGAAAGAUAUCAAUGGCAGAAAAUCAACUGAAGCUGCUGUGUAGCUGCUGAAGGUGAGUGCAGUCGGACAGUCUGUUUUCUUCAUUCUUCAUGGAGCCACUCAGACCAUUGGUUCUGCAGUACCAGCUGCUCGCUCUGAAAGCCUGAGAUCUGCCCACAUCAUCCUGACGGCCUGCAGAGAGUGCUGUGGCUCCAGUGCUUGUAAGCGCAGGUGGCUGGAAGGCAGAGAGACUGUUUAUCUGCUGAUUUCGCCACUCUGCGGCCGGAGAACAGCAGAAACAACACUUCCCUCUGGUGGUCACACAUUCCAUUACGUUCUGUUGUCUGAAACAUGGAACCUCUGUCCGUGUUCAGGAACCCUCAGUGAGUCAGUAUUAGUUCUGUUGUACAGGUGAAGCAGUCAGUGUUUCCUGCUGUGCUCAGUAACGUCUCGGUCUGUGCUUCCUGUGAUUGGUAGCCAUGUUGGAUUUAAAGCAUCCAGACUCUUAGAGGUCUUCUACCCCGUUGUGCUUGUUUAUCGUUUUUAUUAUUUCUAAUAUUACUGACUGAAUAAAGUUGUGAUGGUUGUUUCUGAUGAA
Molecule: messenger RNA, 2669 nt
Organism: Poecilia reticulata (guppy)
Lineage: Eukaryota; Metazoa; Chordata; Actinopteri; Cyprinodontiformes; Poeciliidae
Source: RefSeq, a predicted model, not a curated record